This is a messenger RNA of Naumovozyma dairenensis CBS 421, 951 nucleotides long. RefSeq names its product bifunctional protein farnesyltransferase/protein geranylgeranyltransferase (gene RAM2). Bases 1 to 951 code for a protein of 316 amino acids. Gene Ontology annotation, cellular component: cytoplasm; protein farnesyltransferase complex; CAAX-protein geranylgeranyltransferase complex. The record is from RefSeq and is a predicted model, not a curated record. The transcript has a single exon. NCBI's taxonomy places the organism in Eukaryota, Fungi, Ascomycota, Saccharomycetes, Saccharomycetales, Saccharomycetaceae. Gene Ontology annotation, molecular function: protein farnesyltransferase activity; CAAX-protein geranylgeranyltransferase activity. Gene Ontology annotation, biological process: protein geranylgeranylation; protein farnesylation.
AUGGAGUUUAAUAUUGAAGAUUAUAAAGACGUUGAUCGUUUACCAAUUACUACAGGAUUAGAAGAUGAAUUAUGUGCCAUUAUGUAUACCGAUGAAUAUAAAGAAGUCAUGGGUAUAGCGAGAUCUUUAUUUCAAUCUAAAGAAUUUUCUAAUAGAGCUAAAAGAUUAACUUCAAAAGUAAUUCAAUUGGCUCCUGCUUAUUAUACAAUUUGGAAUUAUCGUUAUGAAAUUAUUGAAUCUGAAAUCAAAAAAAUGUCUGAACCAGAUUCCACAAACUUUUUAAAUAAAGAAUUAAGUUGGUUAGAUGAAAUAACUUUAAAUAAUCCUAAAAAUUAUCAAAUUUGGUCAUAUAGACAAGCUAUAAUAAAAUUACAUCCAAAUCCGGAUUUAAAAUUAGAAUUCCCCAUCAUUUCCAUGAUGAUAGAUGAUGAUACCAAGAAUUAUCACGUUUGGUCAUAUAGGAAAUGGUGUAUACUAUAUUUCCAAGAUUUUUCCAAUGAAUUAACCUUCUGUGAUAAUUUUAUUCAAAGAGACGUUUAUAAUAAUAGUGCUUGGACUCAUAGAAUGUUUGUUUGGAAAAAUUUAAAUCCAUCAAAAGUGCAAAUAAUGGAUGAAUUGAAUUAUUUAAAGGAAAAAAUUGAAUUGGUACCACAAAAUAUUAGCGUAUGGACUUAUUUAAGAGGGCUAUAUGAAAAUUUCUUAAAUGAUCAAUAUGAUCAAGAAAUAAUUAAUUUUGCGGAAACCUUCAUAAAUGGAUUGUUUGAUAAUACAACAACAUUACCAAAGAUUGAAUCAACUUAUGCUUUGGAAUUUUUAGCUGAUAUUUAUUCAAGAAAUCCAGAAACAUUACAAAAUUCAAUCACAGCAUAUAAUGCAUUGUCUAUCAAAUAUGAUCCAGUUAGAAUUAAUUUUUGGAAUCAUAAACUUAAAAAACUGACACCUUGUGCCUGA